UCGCGCGGCAUGAUGCCUUCGUCUACGCCAGCAGGGGGGGCGUCCCGUGCUGUCGCCAUUCUGACAAGCCUCGUCGGCUGUUUCUUCGAUGUUGUUUUCUUUUGGCAGUUGAAACUUUACAACUGGUGGAUCAAGAAAUCUCCACGCGACGCACUCCUCGAAAACCUCGGCGCAGCAAAUCUCUUCGAGGAAUGGGAAGCCGCCGCUUUCCAGCUCGAUGAAAUCCUCGGUUACGAUUUAUGGCGGCAGAAUCCUACUUCCAAAUACUAUGACUACCGUCUCAUUUACGAACGGUUGCAAGCCAUUAUCGAGGCCCGUGAGGAAGAUGAUAUCCUAGGCUUGGUGUCGUUACUCAGAAGUGGCCUCGUCAGGAAUUUGGGCAACAUAACGGCACCAAGACUGUACAAUCGGGCAUAUGCGGGCACCAAACUGCUGAUCGAGGACUACAUCACUCAGGUCGCACUGGCCAUCGACCACGUGACUAGAUAUCCCGUGUCCAAUUCAGCUGGCCUGACGAACCAAACCAAACUGGAUGUCAUGCAUGAUACCCGUCAAGCAUUUGGUAGAUCAGUACUGGUGCUUCAAGGGGGAGCAAUCUUUGGGUUAUGCCAUUUGGGUGUCGUGAAGGCUCUGCAUCUCCGCGGUCUCCUUCCUCGAAUCAUUGCUGGGACGGCCACGGGCGCUCUGAUCGCCGCGCUCGUCGGAGUCCAUACCGAGGAUGAGCUUCUUGAAUUUCUGAAGGGAAGCAGCAUCAACUUGACAGCCUUUGCGAAACAGUCUACCGCGGGCAAAGAAGCAGACCGACCUAGUUCAUGGUGGCAAACAUUAGUGCGGCGCAUCAAGCGCUUCAUCCGCGAGGGCUACUUUCUCGAUGUCGGUGUGCUCGAGCAAGUUGUCCGUGCCAACGUCGAAGACCUUACCUUUCAAGAAGCUUAUCUCAAGACCAAGCGCGUGCUCAACAUCACCGUCUCUACUACGGGUCGGGGCGGUGUACCCAACGUGCUCAACUACCUGACUGCGCCCAACGUUCUCAUCUGGUCUGCAGCCCUGGCCUCCAACGCCUCUGCGUCUACCCUAUAUCACCCAGUGACGCUCCUCUGUAAAGACGACCGCGAUAACAUUGUCCCUUGGUCACCUGCCAGCGAAGCUACCUUCCACCCAUGGACUCACGCCUCGUAUGCCGACUCGCGUGAUUCUCCUCUGCACCGUAUAGCAGAGCUUUUCAAUGUAAAUCACUUCAUCGUCUCACAAGCUCGCCCGUACCUCGCACCUUUCCUACGCUCAGAUUUACACCAUCCUCAUCCAUCUUCAUCUACCACGUCGUCUUUCUCCUCCUUUUCACUCCCCCUCCUGCGACUCAUCGUCAUGGAAAUACAACACCGCCUCCACCAACUAAACGAGCUUCGUCUUCUACCCCCAUCCAUUCGGCGCUUCCUCCUUGAUGAGUCGGUGCCUGCAGGUACAUCUUUAACUCUUGUUCCUGAGCUCACAGGCGGCGACUUUUUCAAAUUGCUCGAAAACCCGACAAAAGAGGCUCUCGAUAAUUGGAUCCUGAGAGGUGAGCGUAGCGUUUGGCCUGCUGUAGGCGCAUUGAAAGUACGAUGCGCUGUCGAAGUGGAAUUGGAUCGCGGAUAUCAAUUGGUCAGAAGGAGAAGACCGGUUAGUACUGAUCUGGACGCCAGCAGUAAGACUGGGGGCAAAGAGGGAGGAUCUUUGGAAGGUGUGGCUGGGAUCAAUGGUGUUCGCGAGCGGCUGAAGAAGGAAGGGAGUAGGGGUGAUGUCGGAGCCACUGCGACAGAUACAGCGAGAGAGAGGCGGACUAGGAGACCUGCUAGUAUCGCUGGGGAGCAGUAUCUGGGGACGUAG
Periconia digitata is the source of this 1866-nucleotide messenger RNA. The record is from the annotation of a GenBank genome assembly. Lineage: Eukaryota; Fungi; Ascomycota; Dothideomycetes; Pleosporales; Periconiaceae.